CAAUUGCAAGCGGAAGGGUUGCCCAGCUAUUUCUCUUUGUUGAUCAGUUUUGUCCGGCCGUAUUUCUGACGCGAACACGGAUUCGACCAGCAUGAGCAACGGAAAGCAUCUUGCCAAAGGUUCUACACCUCCGGUACUGCCGAACGAUGGUAAACUGCGGCUGUACUCGAUGCGAUUCUGCCCCUACGCCCAACGGGUGCACCUGAUGCUGGAUGCGAAGAAAAUCCCUUACCACACGGUCUUCAUCAAUUUGAGCGAAAAACCCGAGUGGUACUUCGAUAAGAAUCCACUGGGAAAGGUGCCCGCCCUGGAGGUACCCGGCAAGGAAGCGGUCACACUCUACGAAUCACUAGUGCUUGCUGACUACAUCGAGGAGGCCUAUUUGGCCCAGCAGCGGAAGCUCUACCCAACUGAUCCGUUUCGUAAGGCGCAGGACCGUAUCUUGAUCGAACGGUUCAAUGGGGCGGUCAUCUCGCCGUACUAUCGUAUCCUCUUCUCGACCGACGGAAUUCCGCCCGGUGCCAUCACCGAGUUCGGGAGCGGUCUGGACAUUUUCGAGAAGGAACUGAAGACACGCGCCACACCAUACUUUGGCGGUGAUAAGCCGGGUAUGCUCGACUACAUGAUUUGGCCGUGGUGUGAGCGUGUUGAUUUGCUGAAAUUCGCGCUCGGCGACAAGUACGAACUGGACAAGGAGCGGUUCGGAAAGCUGCUAACGUGGCGGGACUUGAUGGAACAGGACGAGGCCGUCAAGGAGUCGUUUAUAUCGACUGAAAACCACACGAAAUUCUUGCAGAGCCGCAAGAACGGAGAAAACAACUACGAUAUCCUAGCGUAAGCAUUUGAACAUUCAUUCCAAGCCGGCUGUUCACCUGCGAACGAGUGUAACAUCACGCCACACCUGGUGACUUGCGUAUUACUAACUCCGUUAUCAGUAAGAGGCAUCCAUGCAGAAGCCUUUAAAACAUGUCUGCGUUCGGAGACCCUCCCUUUCAGGGUUCCAAUAAAUUGAAGUAAAA
This is a messenger RNA of Anopheles bellator, 1019 nucleotides long. Its product is annotated as pyrimidodiazepine synthase-like. The record is from RefSeq and is a predicted model, not a curated record. Gene Ontology annotation, biological process: glutathione metabolic process. The transcript has 3 exons. Gene Ontology annotation, molecular function: glutathione dehydrogenase (ascorbate) activity; glutathione transferase activity. Lineage: Eukaryota; Metazoa; Arthropoda; Insecta; Diptera; Culicidae. The coding region runs from base 92 to 838 and encodes 248 amino acids. Gene Ontology annotation, cellular component: cytoplasm.